Messenger RNA from Nematolebias whitei (Rio pearlfish), 1685 nucleotides. It is a transcript of the gene riox1, whose product is annotated as ribosomal oxygenase 1. NCBI's taxonomy places the organism in Eukaryota, Metazoa, Chordata, Actinopteri, Cyprinodontiformes, Rivulidae. Bases 3 to 1670 code for a protein of 555 amino acids. Gene Ontology annotation, molecular function: histone H3K36 demethylase activity; histone H3K4 demethylase activity. Gene Ontology annotation, cellular component: nucleolus. The record is from RefSeq and is a predicted model, not a curated record. The transcript has 15 exons.
GUAUGAAAAUGGAGAGAAAACACAUGUCUGCCUUUUCUCUGUAUCAAACACUGCAGUCAGAUGAACCCCCUCCUGCUAAAAAACCCUCUCCACAGGUGGACAUGAUAAAGAAAAAAGACAACGAGGCUGCAGCUGCUAAUGUAAACCCAUCUAAAUUAUCUAAAGCUCAGCUGAAAGCAAAGAGGAGGAAAACGAAGAAGCAGCUUCUGAAGCAAUCUCGGAGAGAAGAGAGGCUGCAGCCUCAAACAGCUGGUCCUGUGAAGCGUGUUACUGGAAGUUCUUUAGAGGCUGUUAUGUCUAAGAUGACAAAAGUCAACAACAGCAGAGUAAGGGCAAGACAUCUCUUUGAGUGGCUCAUCAAACCUGUUCCUGAAGCUGAUUUUUUCAGAGACACGUGGGAAAAGAAGCCCAUUUUUGUUCAACGCAACAAUCCAGAUUACUACAAAGGACUGUUUUCAACAGCUGAGUUUGAUCGCAUAUUGAGAGAGGAAGAUGUUCAGUUUGGAGUAAACCUGGAUGUGACCAGCUACAUUAACGGAAAGAGGGAGACGCACAAUCCUCCAGGUAGAGCUCUGCCGUUCACCGUGUGGGACUUCUACGAGAGCGGCUGUUCCAUCCGGAUGCUGAAUCCUCAGGCGUUCUCCUCCACGGUGUGGAGCGUUCUCUCCAUCCUCCAGGAGCAGUUUGGCAGCAUGGCGGGAGCUAACGUAUACCUGACCCCACCUGGAACACAGGGCUUCGCUCCACAUUAUGACGACAUCGAGGCCUUCGUGGUUCAGCUGGAGGGGAAGAAACACUGGAGGGUUUACAGCCCAAGGUCAGAAGGUGAAGUCUUGCCUGUACUUUCAAGUCCAAACUUCGACCAGUCAGAAGUUGGGAAGCCGAUCCUGGAUGUGGUGCUGGAAGCUGGAGAUCUUCUUUACUUCCCUCGAGGAUUCAUCCAUCAGGGCAACUGCCUACCGGAUGCACAUUCACUGCACAUCACCAUCUCCUCAUACCAGAAGAACAGCUGGGGGGACCUGCUGCAGAAGGUUGUUCCCGCUGCGUUAGAGAUCGCCAUGGAGGAGGACGUGGAGUUCAGACGUGGUUUACCUUUAGAUUACUUGACGUACAUGGGAGUCCAGCACUCUGAUAAGAAGAACACCCGCCGCAAGGAAGAGUUCCUCGCCCACAUCGAGAAUCUGAUGAAGAAACUACCGGAGUAUGCCCCGGUGGACGCUGCGGUCGAUCAGAAAGCCAGGGAAUUCUUUCAUGACUGUCUGCCUCCAGCGCUGACUCCAGAUGAACUGGCCACCAGCGUCCAAGGAGCUCCAGCUAGAUGGGAGGGCGGAAACGUUAAGGACGUGGGUGUUCAAGUGACGACGCAGACCCAAAUCAGAAUUCUUCGAGCAGGUUGUGCCAGGUUGGGCAGCGAUGGAAACACGGUUUACCUUUACUACACGGCAGAGAACUCCAGAGUUUAUCACAAAGAGGAGCUCAAGAGUUUAGAAAUCCAAACAGAGCACACGGAUGCUAUCGAGUUUCUGAUCCAUUCGUAUCCCAACUUUGUGACUGUAGGAAACCUGCCCUGCGAUUCUGCUCAGGACAGGGUUGCUUUGACAGAACUGCUUUUUGAGAAGGGGAUUAUCCACACUGCAGAACCUCUUUGGUCAUCACCACAGAUGGCUUAAUUACACUGAGAGCAU